Photinus pyralis (common eastern firefly) is the source of this 2282-nucleotide messenger RNA. Its product is annotated as probable tubulin polyglutamylase TTLL2. The coding region runs from base 440 to 2104 and encodes 554 amino acids. Gene Ontology annotation, cellular component: cilium. Gene Ontology annotation, biological process: protein polyglutamylation; microtubule cytoskeleton organization. Gene Ontology annotation, molecular function: tubulin binding; tubulin-glutamic acid ligase activity. The record is from RefSeq and is a predicted model, not a curated record. Lineage: Eukaryota; Metazoa; Arthropoda; Insecta; Coleoptera; Lampyridae. The transcript is spliced from 11 exons.
GUUAUCAAGAUGUGAAUAUUUCAAAGCUCUCAUCUAGUCAUGUAAAGGUCGAGCAGUUGUGAAUGUUGAACUUUACAUGAAACGGAAAUAUGCACCGCAAGGUAGUAUACUGAAUUUAUGAAGCGGAAACCAGCUAUUUGUAGAAAAUACGGCUGAAACCUCCGAUAGUGGGGGAUGUUUAUAAGGUGUGCUAAAUGGCAAGCGAGCUAAAUGAAUGUUUAUCCAUCGCGUGUCAUUUUGUAUACGUCUGGCAGAACUAAGCGUGCACAGUCAGUAGUCCCUUAUACAACCUAGCACGUGCUCGACCUAUAGGUCCCCUAAAUCUUGAAUAAACAAACCGUGCUCUAACUCUGGGGAUUCACAUCUCUAGUUAUAGCAGGUGCCGCAGUCAUGGAACUUUCAAUUACUGUGUAGGUAAUUGGCAUAACGAUUUGGAAAAAUGAUGGAAGAGUGCUUCGGUGAAGGACCAUUUGUAUUUCGUCUCAACGAUUCCGGUUCGGGACCUCAACUUCUUACUCAGGUCUGUCUAGAACGUGGAUGGAAAGAGUUUAAUCCAGUAAAUGGCGAUCAUUGGAAUUUAUGGUGGAAGACGUCUGGGUUUCCGACAAGUCAUCAUCGAGCACUUUAUGGUUGGCAGUAUAUCAACCACAUUCCGAAGGGUUCUGCCAUAUGCCGGAAGGAUAAUCUCGCACGGUAUUUGAGAUGCAUGCGAAAGGUGUACGGCUCAAUUUACGACUUUAGCCCCAUGGGUUACAAUCUUCCACUGGAGUACACCAAGUUAGCUGCAGAAUGUAGCCGGAGUCGCCCCGAGUCAGAAAAAUAUGGGGGUGAUCGACAUUUUGCAGAAAAGCCAGUCUGGAUUUGUAAACCUGUCGGUCAGAGUCAAGGAAGGGGAAUUUUUUUAUUUAGGAAAUUAAGCGAGCUUACGUACGAUUCCAAUACAAUAGUCCAAAGAUACAUUGAGAGACCCCUUUUAAUCGGAGGCUAUAAAUUCGAUUUAAGACUGUACGUCUGCAUCCCCUCCUACUACCCGCUGACAGUUUACAUGUAUAGAGAGGGCCUAACACGAUUUGGUACUGAUAAAUUUAGUUUAAACGACUUAAGGAAUCCAUUUCGCCACUUGACAAACUGUUCGAUUAAUAAGCUCAGUCCUGGUUAUGGAGAAAUGAAAGAACGUGUGGGAUCAGGAUGUAAGUGGACCCUAAGGCGUCUUAGGAAGUACUUCCAACAAGCUGGACUAAACGAUUGGCUUCUUUGGCAAAGGAUAUCAGUUUUGGUUAUACUAACCCUCAUCAGUCAUGCCUCACAAAUUCCACAAACUGUAAACUGUUUCGAGUUCUUUGGGUUUGACGUACUCAUUGACAACACUCUUAGGCCUUGGUUGCUGGAGGUGAACAUGGGACCUGCCUUAGGAAAUGACUGCGACGUAGACAUUAUGGUCAAGAAACCGAUGUUGCACGACAUGUUUGACUUAUUAGGCUUUCCCUUGCAUAACACGGGCCUUUCGGUGUUUGAUAUCUGGCGCAACAGUCGCAGUGAUGAGGAGGACGAAGAGAGCUUGUCGGAUUCUGGGUGUCAAUUAAAAGAAAUAACCAAAAUGACAGUUUUGAAUGCUGCAAAUAAAUGGAGGAGGAAGCCGCGAAAACUUUCUGCCACAUCACGUGUUCAUUCGGCUAACCGAAGAAAACCUAGAAUAUUGUCCCCCGCUCAAAAGCCACUGUUUCCAAAAAUUCAACCGGUAACGCUUAUAAAUCAAAGACUUAACACCGAAGACCCCGUUCAACAUAGAUAUUACGGAGACGAAACGAGACGUAAACGACGUUGGGGCAAUGGAAGGGAUUGGAACAUGGCACCUAGUUCCGAAGGUGGUUGGAUACGACUAUGGCCGAUGAAAUCCAAUGAAUCAGAAGACGACGUCAAUAACAAUACCUUCUAUUGUAAUGGUAACCUUAACACAAAGAAUAUGGUCGCCGAGGUAAUCAAAUUUAGUAAGUUAUCAAAAGAGAUUUUUAAGAAACAUCCCAACGUAACCGAGUGUCAACGUAACGAUUUCCUUUCGGAAGGAAUGGGACUCAAUGGGGAGAUAUGGUUACCUCCACUCUAAUCGGACCAAGCAUUUUUCCAAAUAUUUGUGAUUAAUUCUGUGAUGCUUAAAGUUCAUUUUUACAAAUCGCAACUUGCGUAUACAUUCGAAUAAUGGAAAGCCAUGUCAUUUGUUACAUAAGCUUAAUUGUAUUAGAAUAAUGUAACAAUGUUCUGCUUAUUAAACUUCCUCACUCUGA